GGUUUCCGGAAGCGGCCAUCUGGAGGCAUUCUAGCUCAGGUCUCAUCUGCGCUGCGGCGGGGCGGGGGAGGCUUCCGGGCGCGCAGGCUGGAAGCCCGCGCCUUGCGCGGCCGCUGCCGCAAUGGAGCGGGACGAGUCAUGGAUCGCCAGCAUGCAAGACACAUCAGCACUUGGAUGCAAGGCCGAGUCCAUCCGGCACCGCGCGGACACAGUGGCCUGGCCGAUCUACUGCUCAUGGCUGGUCGGAUUCUCUCUAUGCAGACAGGUUUCGCGAUGCUGGAGUCAGCAUACGCCCGGCCCAUGAAUUCGGCGAACAUCAUGAUGAAGAAUCUCUUGGAUUUGUUACUCGGAGCUCUUGUCUUCUACCUCUUCGGCUACGAAAUAGCCUUCGGGCGCCAAAGUCAGCUCGACGGGAGCAGUCAUUUUGACUUCGCGCUUUGGUUCCUCCACUUUGCCUACGCGACCACCUCCGCAACAAUCAGCAGCGGGGCACUGGCAGGCCGGGUUGCUUUCAUACCGUACCUGCUGUUGUCGACCAUGAUAACGGGCAUCAUCUACCCAGUGGCCGUUCGGUGGACUUGGGGUGGCGGUUGGUUGAAUGAUUGGGGCUACACUGAUUUUGCGGGUUCCUCGAUUGUGCACUUGGUGGGCGCAGUCAGCGCCUGCGUUGCCGUCUGCAUAUGCGGGCCGCGGAUAGGAAAAUACCCGCAGUUCCGACCCUGGAAAGGAAUUUCGCGAAAGGUGUUCGCCGAGCACAACGAGAAAGAGUACUACGAGAUGCCAUGUGAGGGCGCCGAACGAGCCAUCUAUGCACACAUCAAGGCGGUCAGCAAUCCUGUGCAGCUCCUCUUCGGAAUUUUCCUUCUGAUCACCGGCUUCCUUGCAUUCAAUCCUGCGGCCACUUUUUCCACCAUUAAAGGCAGUGACCUGUUAGGUGCGAGGACCACGGUGGUCACGCUUCUCAUGACCGCUGGUGGCUCACUGGCAUGCUUCGCGGCCUCCUUGGUCCGCACGCGAUCACUGGUCGUGAGCGUUCCAGACCUGACGACUGCCGUGCUGGGCAGCAUGGUGUCGAGCUGUGCAUGCUGCAAUGUUCUGCCGCCGCUGAUAGGGGUGCUGGUGGGCUUCUUGGCCGGCCUGCUGGCGCUCUGGUUCCAGUGGUGGCUCAACGAGCACCAGAUCGACGACGUCGUCGGCGCGGCGGCGGCCCACGGCCCGCCGGCCGUGUGGGGAGUGGUGAGCGUUGCGCUCUGGGCGCGCCCACACUGCCACAGCUCCCUGCGCGGCCUGGCCUUCGGUGGCGGGGCGGAGGCCGUGGAGCUCCUGGGCAUACAGUUCGCGGGCCUCCUGGCGCUCACCGGGUUUGCAACGGUCUCCGUCUACGUGGCCGUGGUUGUCAUCGACGCGGUGUUCGGUUUCCGCUGCAGCCGAGCGUCCGAGCUCAUCGGGCUCGACUUCAUGGCGCACCGCUUCGACGACGGCAGCUUUGGGACCGACCCGAACAAGAUCACUGUGAUCUCCGAAUCGGUGAUGCGCGAGUGCCUGGCACAGCGCGUGGUACGAAAUCUGUCCCCCACGAAGAGCUACGCCUUCCCCAAUUCCCCGUUCAAGAUGUACUCGCAGGACCAUCCUCCCUCGAGUACUCACGGACGGCCAGCGGACAACACGCCGUCGACUUCUCCCGACGAGGCGAACGCGGCUCCGCCCGGUGAGAUUGCGGGUGAGCCGGGGAAAGCACGCCCGCUCGAGAGGCCUCCCUGCAGGAGGCUCCCGACGAGCCCCGUGCCCACCAGCCGAGCGGAGCGCCCGCCGCUGGCGCCCCUGGCGGCCCGCAGGAGGCGCCGGAGGGCGGCGGCGGGGAGCCCUCCGACGAGGAGCUCCGGCGCGAGGUCGCCGCCCUGAGCGCCACGGUGGCGGCUCUGGGCCGGCAGCUGGCCGCCCUCGGCGCGGCCGCGGGCGCCUGCUCGCCCGCGCUGCAGGGCCACGCGGCAGUCGGCGCCUUCGGCGGGGGCCCACCGGCCGACGUGGGCCGCGCGGGCGCGCUGCGCCAGCUGCUGUCCGACGCGGAGGAGACGGCGGCGGCGCAGGCGGGCCGCAGGCUGUCGGGCAGCAGCGGGGGAAGCGCCGAGCAGGCAGGGCGCAGGGUGUGAGCUCCUCGGUCCCCGCCUCGGCCCCCUCUCUCGGCGCAGGCGGGCCGGCGGCACAGCAGGUGGCAGUGGGCUGGGCACGCGUGGAUGGCGCUCUCCUGCAGCUCGCUGCGGCGUGCUCGCUCCAUCCGCGCGCAGACUGGAACUGCAGGGAGGUGCGGAUCGCGACGCCCUACAGUUAUUGGUUCCCGACAGCACCGUCAAAGCAACACUGCCGUGAGCUAGGCUUUGGUCUCCGUCUCGGGGGCGCUGCCUCAUGGCACCUGCUGCAUUGGUCAUGGCCAUGCCGGUCCUGAGCCCCAGGGCUCGGUGUGCAGCAGGCGCGCCAGAUAGGAGCUUCUGCUGCAGGAGAUCCUGGGGCAUAUUCUUCGUCGGUCGUUGACGGUCCUAGGGGUGCCCCAGAGCUUCUGUGGGUCCCUGGGCCAUCGAGGGAUAGAAAAUUCGGCGGGACACUUGCUGGCAGGCCAAUGCCUUGUUUGAGGUGCCUACGAAGCCAGGAGGGUGCAUACACACAUCGUGUGCCCAGGAUGGGCCUAGCCAGGGUCGGUGUAGUAGGUGUAUAGUUGGCGCCCUCCUGCACACUUUACCCUCUCGUUAAUCCCCUUGUCCCUCGCACGCCUCCGUCUCUAUACCUUGUUGGCUCAGCUACGGCUGACGGUCGAGGCGCAGUGGAGUGGUGCCUGACGCAGGCAGAGACGAACGGGCACAGAAAGAGAGGCAGGCACGUGUAUUCUGGUGGCUUCUCUUUUCUCGGGAGCCCUCCCUCUCUCCUUCACUUCGCCGCCUCAUCCUGAUCAUUCCUGCUGCGCUUCCUCUCCCACUCGCCCGCCCCCCUCCUCAGGACUUCUGCCAGGAUGUGCCUGACCUUCCGGGUCAUCGAGGUUUUGUGCACACUGUUCGCGUCCUCGUUCUCCAGGGCCACGCGGCACUGCUCUUGCUCGCCCAUCGCACGCCAGCCUGCCUCUUGCUCUCCGUAUGCCUGACGCUCGGGCCGUCCAUGCCACGGUACGCUUCGCAACCCUAGUGGUAUCACGCAUGCUUGGACUAAGAAUUGCCCUGCGAAGCUCGCGGCAGCAUGAUCUACACCAGACGGGAUGUGGAGCGGGCGUGACUGGACGCCUUCCUCCCCCUCCUCCUCCUCCUCCUCCUCUUCCUCCUCCUCCUCCUCCUCCUCCUCCUCCUCGAGCACACUCCUAAGCGAGACAGACCCUGUGGAGCAGGAAGUCUCAAAGGGCUGGGCGACCCGUGGGGCGGGCGCGGUCGGACACGUUUUUCCUGGGCCCUCUGAGCAUAGUCCAAGCAGCGACUGGACCUGCAGGUCUGUGAAACGGGCGUGCCUGGACACCUGGGUUCCAGCCUUCCAAGCACAAUCCGAGGAGUCGGGCCGUGUGCAGCAGGAAGGCUCAAAGACUGGUUGGUCUGUGGAGCAGGCGCGAUCGGACACACUUCUUCUAGGCUCCCCGAGCACAGGCCAAGCAGAGACUGGACCUGUGGAGCAGGAAGUCUCCCAGAGGGCUGCAGCUAGAGUGCGUGCUUGCUUGAUGUUGUUUCGCUCCAGGUUCAAUUGCCCUCCUCCUCCUCCUCCUCCUCCUCCUCCUCCUCCUCCUCCUCCUCCGUGUCAGUCCCUCUCGUCCUCUCCUAUCUCGCCCUCUCCCUUCGCCCGCUGCCCGAGCCAAGGGCCGUCGCACGUUUGUCAUUGCCUCUAUUAUUGGUUCGUCCCACUUCCACGGGAAAAGAC
Prorocentrum cordatum is the source of this 3885-nucleotide messenger RNA. The record is from the annotation of a GenBank genome assembly. NCBI's taxonomy places the organism in Eukaryota, Dinophyceae, Prorocentrales, Prorocentraceae.